This is a messenger RNA of Wyeomyia smithii (pitcher-plant mosquito), 609 nucleotides long. RefSeq names its product calmodulin-beta-like. The coding region runs from base 106 to 555 and encodes 149 amino acids. The transcript has a single exon. The record is from RefSeq and is a predicted model, not a curated record. Lineage: Eukaryota; Metazoa; Arthropoda; Insecta; Diptera; Culicidae. Gene Ontology annotation, molecular function: enzyme regulator activity; calcium ion binding.
UUCUACUAUGACAUCUUGCAAUUCAAAAUUUCAAAAAUUUACAAUUUUAUUUCGUCAUUUUUGGUUGCAAAAAAUUCCAAGUAAGGCAUUGACCAAUAAAUAAAAAUGUCGGCCUAUUCCCUAACCGAAGAACAGAAGCGUCAGUUCCGACGAAUGUUUGAAACGUUUGACAAGGAUGGGAACGGUUCGAUAACUACGUCGGAAUUGGGUAUGGUGGUACGUGCACUCGGUAUGAAUCCAUCGCAGGCGGAAGUAGAGCAAAUGAUUCAUGAGGUUGAUUUGGACGGGAGCGGAACGAUCGAGUUGGAUGAAUUUCUGCAGCUGAUGGCCCGCAAACUGCGGGAGGAUACAACAGACGAGGAACUGCGUGACGCAUUUAAGAUCUUCGACAGGGAUGGCGAUGGGUUUUUGUCCGUUGAUGAGUUGUCAGCCGUCAUGAAAAACUUCGGAGAACGUUUGUCCGAUGAUGAGCUGGCAGAUCUACUGGAGGAGGCAGACAUCGACAAGGACGGAAAAAUAAACUAUGAAGAGUUUAUUAUAAUGCUGACAAAAUAGUCGUAGUUUCGGAUGAGAAUAAUUGUAUUCAAGGGAUAAAAAUUAAGAGUUAUU